This is a messenger RNA of Suillus clintonianus, 2469 nucleotides long. RefSeq names its product kinase-like protein. Bases 210 to 2261 code for a protein of 683 amino acids. Gene Ontology annotation, biological process: protein phosphorylation; spliceosomal complex assembly; regulation of mRNA processing. Lineage: Eukaryota; Fungi; Basidiomycota; Agaricomycetes; Boletales; Suillaceae. The transcript has 7 exons. Gene Ontology annotation, molecular function: protein kinase activity; ATP binding. The record is from RefSeq and is a predicted model, not a curated record.
GGCCAAAACUGAAUUUGCUGGUCCUUCCAGCUGCAGCUCUCCUCCUCGUCAUCUACAUCCAUCCGUAACAUCAUCGUCCUAGUUGUCGUCCUCUUAUUGUCCUCUUUGAUAUUCUCUCCCUUAUAGUGAAAGGUAUACCCGAAUAGAUUCAGUUUACCGCUCAAGAACUUGCCUUAUCGUUUGCCUUUACAGCAUACCCGAAUUUCACUAUGUCUCACGGGUCCUAUUCUUCUCACUCCCAAUCCAUCAUGACCGAAGACGAAGAAGACUGGGAGGACUACGUCAAGGGUGGCUAUCAUCCUGUUCACAUCGGUGACUCCUUUUCAGAAGGAAGGUAUAUCGUUGUUAGGAAACUCGGUUGGGGCCAUUUCUCAACAGUAUGGCUCGCAAAAGACACAAAAAUGAAUCGCCACGUCGCACUCAAAAUCGUAAAGUCCGCGCCUAGGUACACAGAGACCGCUCUUGAUGAGAUCAAGUUACUCCAACGUCUGAUCACAUCUAACACCCUUCCCCAACCCCCAACCCCUGAUAAUCCAAAUCCUCCCCCAUCCCAUGCCCACACACAUCCCGGCCGAUCACAUGUUAUGUCUUUUUUGGAUCACUUCCGACAUAAAGGUCCAAACGGCACUCACGUCUGCAUGGUUUCUGAAGUCCUCGGUGAAAAUCUACUCGGCCUCAUCAAACGACAUCAAAACAAGGGCGUCCCCAUGCACCUCGUAAAACAGAUCGCGAAACAAGUCCUCCUUGGCUUGGAUUACAUGCACCGUUGUUGCGGUAUAAUUCACACUGACUUGAAGCCUGAAAACGUUCUUAUUAGUAUCGAUGACGUUGAAUCUAUUAUCCAGACAGAGCUUGCCGCAUCGGCUAAUGCCACAUCACCGCCCACCCGACUCGUCGGCGUCCCGCCUUCCAAAGGUCGGGGCGGCAACCAAACGCCUCGCUCCGAAUCGGUUUUCAUCACCGGAUCUCAGCCCCUACCGUCUCCGUCUUCGUCCUUCGGCAGCAGUCCCAUGUUCGACAAGCUGGCCUUCGGUAUGAGCAAGAUCGAUGGCGAGGCCACCUCCAAGCCCGGAUCUUACGGAUCUAGUUCCGUAGCAAAGGAUGGAUCAGCUGGAUCAACGGGGACAACAGGAUUGGGCCUCAUGGACGUCUCUUCCAAACGUGCAGAUUCGACAGAAGUGACUGCAGAGCGCAUCUCGACCGUCUCGCUCCAUCCAUCUGGGUUCAACAAGAUGACGACACCCCACCCUGCCCACCCCCCAGGGCCUUCGUUACUGACACAAAUGGCCCCCUCCCAACCCCCAGUCACAACAUCCUCUCAACCACACGCUGCGUCGACGUCCAAGUCACUUGUAGAUUCUAACAAUGUCGAUCCAAAGCUAUCCAGCUCUGUCAUGUCCAUGGAUUCAGUACUAGCAGAGACAUCAACAACAUCAAGCCUGCUCGAGAGCACCGCGAAGAUCACGGUCAAAAUUGCGGAUCUUGGGAACGCCACCUGGGUCGAGCACCAUUUUACAGAUGAUAUCCAGACGCGGCAAUACCGGUGUCCAGAGGUCAUUCUAGGCGCCAAGUGGGGGACUAGUGCGGAUGUGUGGAGUGUUGCGUGCGUGAUAUUCGAACUCAUAACCGGCGGAGACUAUCUCUUCGAUCCCGCGCCAGGCCCCCGGUACAGCAAAGACGACGACCACAUCGCCCAGAUCAUAGAGCUGCUGAAAGAAAUCCCGAGGUCAGUCGCGUUUUCUGGAAAGUAUAGCUCAGAGUUCUUCAACCGGAAAGGUGAACUACGGCAUAUCAACAAGCUCCGGUUCUGGCCCCUCGAAGCGGUAUUACACGACAAAUACCUCUUCCCGAAAGACGAAGCCGACGCUAUUUCCGCCUUCCUCACUCCGAUGCUCCAAUUGCACCCCGAGCGUCGUGCCAAAGCCUUUGAGCUCGUGCACCACACCUGGCUCGAUGCUAUAACGGUGCAAGGCGAGAUCGACGUCAUCCGCCGGGCCGAAGAAGAAGAAGCGACGAAACGCAAGUCGUCGCAACAGCUUGAGAACUCGAAUGCGCUUGAUGCUGAUGAGGUGGAUGCUAUGAAGCCGGUUGGGGAGGCGGGUGGUGGGAGUGAUGAUGGGACGCAGCAGCAGGCGGCACAACCUGGGCCUGGGCCUGGACCGCAUCAGGCGCCUAUACUCUCUGCGCCUCCUGUUCCGUCAUCGUCUACUGCCAAGGAGAACACUAAUGCCCCGUCGUCCAAGUCGUCACAUAUCCGGUAAUCAAUUCAUUCUCGUGCCUGUUCCUGUUCCUGUUCCUGUUUUUGUUACACCACCACCUACAUAUACCGUAGCACGUCUUUUCUUCUUCUCUCUCUCUCAUCUCUUACCAUCCAUCCAUCAUAGUGUGUUGCUAUCUCACAGUACUAGUCUCAGAUUGUCUGUACCCAUAGACCGCGACGCGAUGAACAUUACUUACUUAGUGCUUACC